Messenger RNA from Hemibagrus wyckioides, 1484 nucleotides. RefSeq names its product PDZ and LIM domain 5a (gene pdlim5a). Gene Ontology annotation, cellular component: adherens junction; Z disc; stress fiber. The record is from RefSeq and is a predicted model, not a curated record. The transcript is spliced from 9 exons. Bases 137 to 790 code for a protein of 217 amino acids. Gene Ontology annotation, biological process: muscle structure development; heart development; actin cytoskeleton organization. Gene Ontology annotation, molecular function: actin binding; muscle alpha-actinin binding. Lineage: Eukaryota; Metazoa; Chordata; Actinopteri; Siluriformes; Bagridae.
ACACACACACACACACACACACCCCUCCCAUCCUGCUGUGUGAUGUAAGUAUAUUAAAGCCCCUCUGUGUUCCUCAGCUGUCUUGUGGAGGAUCAGCUCACAGAAACACACACACUCUCUCUCUCUCUUCAGCACUAUGAGUGAUCUCUACACAGUGGAGUUAACCGCUCCUGGACCAUGGGGUUUCAGACUACAGGGUGGAAAAGACUUCAGCAUGCCGCUCACCAUCUCACGACUGACAGACAAUGGUAAGGCGAGUAAAGCAGGUGUUGCCGUUGGUGAUGCUGUCAUCUCCAUAGGGGACCUGAAAACAGAAGAACUGAAUCAUCUGGAGGCUCAGAGCAAGAUCAAGGAGUGUAAAGGCAACCUGAAACUCACACUGCAGAGAGCAGCCAGUGUUCCCAAACCUGCUGCAGCACAGAAGACAACUACAGUAACAUCAAUCACGAGUGUUACAGUCCCUAAGCCUCCAGUAAACAGGGUGAUCCGUAAGCCCAUUAUACAGACAGAUAUCGGGUUCUACCACGAGGCAUCUCACGCUGAUGCGAGCAGGAAACGCAUCAUGGAGGACACGGAGGACUGGAGACCCAGAACAGGGACAUCCCAGUCACGUUCAUUCCAUAUCCUCGCCCAGAUCACCGGCACUGAGGCUCUGCCAGAGGAAGUGGUCUCAAAGAAGAGUGCAGUGAAAGAGAUGAAGAAGAUUAAAGUUGGUCCUCAGUAUCAUAAACUGAGAGACUGGCACCAUGGAGUUUCUGCUCAAACCCUCAACGUGCUCAGUCUCGUCUAGUGUGUGUGUGUGUGUGUGUGUGUUCAUGCAUGUGUGUGUGUAAAUCUGUAUUAAGUGGUGUUUGUGGAGCUCGGCGUGUUCAGUGAGGAGAAAUCCUGGAGGCUUUAUGAAAGCAUGUGUUUUGUUAGCAGUUAGCAGUAAACUAGCCAGCUUUAAUGGUCAGGAGUUUCUGCAUUGUCUCUCUCACAGAGCCGUAAGGUUUCCUCUCAGUGUGAGAAGUUUAAGCCUAUGAAGUGUCUGUGUGGAUGUGAAGGAAACACAUCAUGUGAGCUGUGGGAUCAUCACACACAGCAACUUCACGCUGAUGGAGAUCUUUCUCUGCUUUAUGGAACUUGGGAAUUGGAGUUAAGAGCUUUAGUCAGAUGCAGCGUUACUCACAUGAGCAACAGCUGAGCUAAAUAGCUAGCAUGGUGUUUAGCUGCUAUCUACACUGCUCUGAAUAAAACUGUAUCUUACAGAAUUAGAUGUGUUGCUGUUAGCAUUACAUACAAAAUGUGAGAUUAGCAUGGUAGCAGUUCCCCUCAUGCUAGCAUGACUAGCCACACUGUACUCCCGAAAGUUAGCAUUUAGCCUGGUGUGUGUUAAAUUGUUUUUUAUUUGUUGUUGUUUGUUUUUUGCUAAGUCACAUAUUUCAUGGAUGUUUUUCUGUUUCUUUUUCUGUGAUGAUGCAAUAAACGUGUUUGCGUGUCCUCCA